AUGAACUUUUUUUUCGAGGGCCCGGGAGCCGCCCAGAACAUUGGUCAAUUCGGACUUCUGUUCAUCCUCUUGUUUCUCCAUUUCCCUUCUUCAAGCCUUAUGCAACAGCUAUGUGUCACCCCUGACCAGGGUCAGGCACCGGCAACCCAGUUUCCGAGGUUCAAGUGCCACCACUUCCAACAACUACAUGGGAAACAGCCACGCAUAGCCAUAGUCGGCGCAGGCAUAACAGGCACAACACUCGCGAUAGCUCUCACCCGCCGCAACAUCCCCUUCACCGUGUACGAACAGUCCCUGCGGGCAACUGAGGUCGGCGCCGGACUCGGAAUUGGCCCGAAUGCGGUACGGGCAAUGAAGAUUAUAGACGAGAAGCUGUUCGAGAGCUUUUUGCGCGUCCGUACACCACGGGACAUCCGCUCACUUGCCAGUAAGGGGUGUGAAGUUCAAGAAUGGAAAGGCAAGGAGGAAGCGCCGGUGUGGAUUGAGUUCCUGGACGGCACCUCCCCUGUUGAUGCCCGGAAACUGGAGCCUGCUUUCAAGGUGUUUGCGAAGGCCGGAGAUCAUCUUGGGGCGGUACAACGGGCCAAGUGGCUCGAGGUGCUGAUGGGGAUGGUACCAGGGGGAGUGGUGCAGUUUGGGAAGCGGCUCGAGGGAAUUGAGCAGGACGGUGAGCGAGUCAUACUCAAGUUUGAAGACGGUACGAUGGCCGAGGCGGAUGCGGUGGUUGGGUGUGACGGCGUCAAAUCCAAGGUCAGAGAGGUGCUGGUGGGCGGACGGGAGAUGUACGGGGCGAAGUCUGGGUAUAGUGGGAAGUAUGCCUAUCGAUGCAUGAUUCCGAUGGAGAGCGCCCUGGAGGUGCUAGGGAGGGAGAGGACGGGGGUGUCGAGUCUGUGGAUGGGCCACGGCAGACACGUCCUCACGUUUCCUCUCGGAAACCCCGGAACUGGUCAACUCCUCAACCUUGUUGCCUUUGUGACUGACUCGAACCAGUCGUGGCCCAAGCAGGACUCCCGAAGCUUCACCCUCCCUGCCACGAGGGAAGAUGUCCUGCGAGACUUUGAUGAGGGAGGCUUCAGCAGGACGAUACAAAACCUGUUACGGCUGACAAAAGACAAGAUGGAUAAGUGGGGCCUCUUCGACCUAGCCGUCCAGCCUCUCCCCACGUUCUGCUCCAGCCGUAUCCUCAUCAUCGGCGACGCCGCCCAUGCCAGCACUCCGCACCACGGCUCCGGCGCCGGCUUCUGCAUGGAGGACGUCGCAGUGCUAUCGUCCCUGCUUGAGGAACUCGUGUGGAGCCACGAUGAGCCAAACCAUUGGGAUUUCGAGUCAGUAUUUGCGGCCUUGGAUGCCAGCCGCCGAGAGCGAGACCAGUGGUUAGUCCAGAGCAGCCGGCGCGCGGCGGACUUGUACGAGUGGCGGCUGCCGAACACGGGCAAAGAACAUUUUGAAGCGAUGCGGAAAGACAUUGAGGAGCGACAGGUAGUGUGCUGGGGCAUUGAUCUCGACAAGACAAUCCGGGAAGCCAAGGACGACUUGAGGAGGAGAAGAGGGGUUCUGACUCAAGCGGCAGCUAGGUAG
Molecule: messenger RNA, 1578 nt
Organism: Parathielavia appendiculata
Lineage: Eukaryota; Fungi; Ascomycota; Sordariomycetes; Sordariales; Chaetomiaceae
Product: FAD/NAD(P)-binding domain-containing protein
Exons: 5
Coding region: 1-1578 (525 amino acids)
Biological process (GO): secondary metabolite biosynthetic process
Molecular function (GO): FAD binding
Source: RefSeq, a predicted model, not a curated record